AUGCCAUUUCCUCAGAAACUCUGUCAAGUGAAAAAAGAUAAACAAUUUGCCCACUUUGCAGAUUAUCUCAGAACAUUAGAGAUCAAGAUCCCUUUUGCAGAGGCUCUUAAACAAAUACCUUCUUAUGCUAAAUUCAUGAAGGACAUUUUGAGUCAUAAGAAUGAUUGGAGAGAAACACAAACAGUCCUCCUCACUGAAAAGUGCAAUGCAAUCAUUCAAAACUGUUUAGCAGAGAAACUUAAGGAUUCUAGAAGCUUUAUAAUACCAUGCACUCUAGGUAAUGCUUGCACAAGGACAUCUCUAUGUGACCUUGGAGCAAGCAUCAACCUAAUACCUGUUUCAUUAAUAAAGAAGCUUUGCUUGACUGAGGAAGUCAAACCAACCCGCAUAUGCCUUCAACUUGUUGAUGGUUCUAUUAAGAUACCAACAGGAGUAGUCGACGACAUGAUUGUCAGGGUUAGAUCCUUUUCUUUUCUCACUAACUUUAUGGUGUUGGACAUGGAAGGGCACAAGAGUGCAUCUCUAAUUCUAGGAAGACCCUUCCUAGUUACAAGACAAACCCUCAUUAAUGUUAAAAAAGGGGAAGUAACCCUGAGAGUCAAUGAGAAAAAGUUCGUACUAAAUGCUGUAAAGGCCAUCCAACAUCCAGACAUCCCAGAGGAAUGCAUGAGUAUUGACCUCAUUGAUUCCCUAGUGGAAGAAGUAAACAUGGAUGAGAGUCUCAAGGAAGGGCUGAAUGACAUCCUUACUAAUGCCCAGCCUGAUUUAAAGGAUCCUUUGGAAACUCCUAAGUAA
This is a messenger RNA of Arachis duranensis, 795 nucleotides long. RefSeq lists its product as uncharacterized. NCBI's taxonomy places the organism in Eukaryota, Viridiplantae, Streptophyta, Magnoliopsida, Fabales, Fabaceae. The transcript has a single exon. The record is from RefSeq and is a predicted model, not a curated record. The coding region runs from base 1 to 795 and encodes 264 amino acids.